AUGGUGACUUCCUCCAAAAGAACUUAUGCCAGCACACUGCUCCUCCCAGCACUGUUGGAGACAACUGCCCCUGACUUUGUGGAAGGCCACUGUCAACUCAUGCCUCUGCCAGAAAUUCCCAAACACUCACAGAUGCCCUGCCUUAAGUCUGAAGAAAAAGUGAAAGACAGCAACAAAGACAUCAACGGUUACUGGACAGGGCAUCUCAUAUGUUGGAAACAGAAUGUCCUAGAGCAAUUUGCCACUGUUUACAGCAGUGGUAGCCUUCAUUGUUGUGAUGGACAUGAUGGGAGAAGAGGCCCCCAGGGGGAGAAGGGAGAUCCAGGUUCACCAGGACCAGCAGGACGAGCAGGAAUGCCUGGACCAGCUGGCCCCAUUGGGCCAAAAGGGGACAAUGGCUCUGCUGGAGAACCUGGACCAAAGGGAGACACUGGACCACCUGGGCCUCCAGGCAUGCCUGGUCCAGCUGGGAUAGAGGGUCCUUCAGGGAGGCAGGGGAGCAUGGGAUCUCCAGGCACACCAGGCCCCAAAGUAAAUACUGGGCCCAAAGGAGGAGUGGGUGCCCCAGGCAUUCAGGGCUCCCCAGGCCCCGCAGGUCUCAAAGGAGAGAGAGGUGCCCCUGGUGAGCUGGGAACCCCUAGAAGUGCUGGCACAGAAGGGCCUGCUGGAGCCAUCAGUCCACAGAGACCUUCAAGUGCUAUGGGCCCACCAGGACUAAAGGGGGACAGAGGUGAUCUUGGAGAAAAAGGAGCAAAGGGAGAGACUCCUCUCUCUUCUGCAAACAUCAGUGCUCUCAGGCAUCAGUUUGUGAUCUUAGAGGGACAGCUACAACGCCUCCAGAAUGUCUCCUUUCAGUGUGAGAAAGCAGUGCUCUUCCCUGAGGGCCGGAGUGUCAGGGAGAAGAUCUUCAAGACAGCAGGCUCUGAAAAAACGUUUCAGGAUGCCCAGCAGAUCUGCACACAGGCCAGGGGACAGUUGCCCUCCCCACAUUCUGCAGAUGAGAACGAGGCCCUGACUCAGCUGGCCACAGCCCAGAACAAGGUUGCUUUCCUGAGCAUGACCGACACCAGGAAGGAGCAUACUUUCAUCUACCUCAUGGGGGAUCCCCUGGUCUAUUCUACCUGGGCCCAUGAGCCCAACAACAGGGUCACUGACAAAGGCCCGGAGAGCUGCAUAGAGAUCUAUUGGGAUGGCAACUGGAGCAACAGAGCCUGUGCUGAGAUGCGCCUCAUGAUGUGUGAGUCCUGA
Cervus elaphus (red deer) is the source of this 1248-nucleotide messenger RNA. Its product is annotated as pulmonary surfactant-associated protein D-like. The record is from RefSeq and is a predicted model, not a curated record. NCBI's taxonomy places the organism in Eukaryota, Metazoa, Chordata, Mammalia, Artiodactyla, Cervidae.